Molecule: messenger RNA, 681 nt
Organism: Saccostrea cuccullata (small rock oyster)
Lineage: Eukaryota; Metazoa; Mollusca; Bivalvia; Ostreida; Ostreidae
Product: transmembrane protein 179B-like
Exons: 6
Coding region: 1-627 (208 amino acids)
Source: RefSeq, a predicted model, not a curated record
AUGAAAGGACGACACGGCAUUGAUUUUCAAAAUUCAAACUUAUAUCCACGGAUCAUAAGAGCUAGCAGAGGAGGAAAUAUAAAUUCAGGCGGUUGUUUGCUGUACGCCAACCUCAAACCAGAUAGCUCCCAUAAAUACCGAUAUUUUUUGGUGUAUAGCAACAAAUCCAACUGUGAAUUCCCAAUCUACAGUGGCGUAAUUUUUUGCAUCUUUUACGCUCUUGGAAUAGCGAUGUACAACUCGUACACCAUUUAUAAAGCCAAGAGGGACCCAUCCAUUGUGUCACAGAUGUGGGUUUUCCCAUUUAUCCUGCUGAACUCAGUGGUGACAUUUCUCAUGCUUGUUGCCUCCUGCAUGGUCAGUGUUGGUUUUAAAGAAAUAUGUGACUCGAUGACGAAAGGCAAACAUAAGUACUAUCCCAGUUGUAUAGAAGCAGAAAACCAGAAGCUUGUGUUUCCACUAACAAAGAAAACGACUUCUACGGGUCGCUUCUACACCUUAAUCAAUGUUACUCAGAAUGCCUCAUGGAUUUGUACAGUUUGCUGGCUGGUGCUGGUUGUUUUUGGUAUUGUCCAAUUUGUACUCAAUAGACGCCAGAAAACCCAUACACGUCAUGAAGUCAAUUAAGAGAGCCAGUACGGAACAGACGUCAUAGUGAAGAAUCUCCGUCAUAUGUGAUGU